CUGGUUGUGGUUGCGAGUUGUACAACAAAAAUGCGAUUCACUUAAGUUUGUAACGAAACUUAUUUCAGCUGAACCACAGCUACAGUUACAUUGAUAAGAUUAGAUUGCGUUCAUUGUUGUUGUGUUGCUUAAGUAUAAAACAGACGUUCUACAGCAAGAAGACCUAAUGUUUCGUUCAUUGAGCAUUUAAUUUGUAUUUUGCUGUUGAUGUCCGCUGCCGAGUAAAACACAAUCCGGAACGAUGUCUUCUUUUCCAUUCGCAAUUGUCGACGCAUUCUGUGUACCCAACGAAGCAUUUACUGGCAAUCAAGCGGCUGUAGUUGUACUUCCAUCGGAUGAUUCACUGCCCGACGAAGUAAAACAGAAGCUUGCAGCCGAGCUAAACUUAAGCGAAACGGCGUUUGUGUCCAGAGGCUGGACCGAAACGGAUCCACAUGACGAUCACAAACUGAUACUUAGAUGGUUCACUCCCGAUGUCGAGGUUCCUCUAUGUGGCCAUGCGACACUCGCAACGGCACGGACUUUAUUCGAAACAAUGCAGUCAGAGCGACAGACUGGCGCCGACACAACACUGGAAUUUGAGACGAAAAGUAAAGGAACAUUAACAGCGACGAUGAACUGGUCAAGCGAUCGAAUUAGUCUUGAUUUUCCAUUGGCACCUUCCAGUCCAAUUACCGUUUCACAGCUUGAAUGCUUACCGCUACUGCUCAGCCACUUGAUGGGUUCAUUGGAUGUGGAUGAAAUAAGUUGUGUUUAUUAUUCGCCGUUAACGAAAAAGCUGCUGAUUCGAUUACGUGGAGACGUGGAAGAAAGUAGUGUCAGCAGUUCCACUCUCUUAAAACUGAAUCCGAAUUUCAUCGAACUCAUUAACGUCAUAGGCAACAACUUGGUUCUUGGUAUCAUUGUUACAGUGAAGGGAUCCGGCGAUAUUGACUUUUAUUCGCGUUACUUCGCUCCAUGGGUUGGCUUGAACGAAGAUCCAGUUACUGGAUCAGCUCAUACCGUUUUAGCCGCUUAUUGGUCAGACGAAUAUAAACGGAAUGAGCUGCUCGGAAAACAAUGCUCUAAGCGAUCAGGAUUGGUGUGGUGUAAAUUGCACGAGCCGGGAAGAGUGCGCCUCGAGGGCUUAUCGAAACUUGUGGUGCGAGGAGAUAUCACAGUUUGACUGGAUUCGGUCUAAAUGAGCCUUUAAGGGAAGCUACAUGCGCCUUUUUUACAAGGAUGUGUCAAAAAAUAAAUAAAUGAAGUACUACAAUAACUGGCGCACUAAAUGCUGUGUUUCACCUCUUCCCAUUGGAUCACAAAUAAUGAUCGAAAAUAUUACCAGCACAUGUCACAAUGUUGUAUGUGUACAUGUUUGAGCUGAAAAAUUCAGCAAAAUGAUAUUUUACAUCACUUAAGAGUCAAUCUCUCUAUUGCGGAACAUUUGUGAGAUAAGAUUAGAAAUAAAUGGGAAUGUAAUAUGCGAUAACGAUUGUCUGACGGUCUGGCGAUAAAUGUUAGAUGCAGACUUUAA
Molecule: messenger RNA, 1516 nt
Organism: Bradysia coprophila
Lineage: Eukaryota; Metazoa; Arthropoda; Insecta; Diptera; Sciaridae
Product: phenazine biosynthesis-like domain-containing protein 1
Biological process (GO): biosynthetic process
Cellular component (GO): cytoplasm
Molecular function (GO): isomerase activity
Source: RefSeq, a predicted model, not a curated record